Molecule: messenger RNA, 2354 nt
Organism: Oncorhynchus masou masou (cherry salmon)
Lineage: Eukaryota; Metazoa; Chordata; Actinopteri; Salmoniformes; Salmonidae
Gene: galr1a
Product: galanin receptor 1a
Exons: 3
Coding region: 353-1411 (352 amino acids)
Biological process (GO): negative regulation of adenylate cyclase activity; positive regulation of cytosolic calcium ion concentration; G protein-coupled receptor signaling pathway
Cellular component (GO): plasma membrane
Molecular function (GO): galanin receptor activity
Source: RefSeq, a predicted model, not a curated record
CAGCGGCUGAGGACGCAUCAGGUGGAGACAACAACUGCAUUACGCACCAAGAAUAUAUAGAACAGUACACUCUGGGCAGCUAACUUCAAACAUAUUGACAAAAUGUCUCAUAAUAAGUAUCUUCACUUACAUUGUAUCGAAAAACAAUGAGGAACAUUGCAACAAAUUGAGAUACAAUAUUGUGUGAUGGCUGCAUUCAAGAGACUCAAGAGACCUUGAAACAAAUUAUGCUUUAAUUAUCUGAAUAGGCAAAAACGCCUGCCAGCUAGUGUCAAACGCCCCUGGAAGACAUAAGAAGGCAUUUGUGCCCCCUUCACUUACAUUUGAAAAUAUUUCAGCACUAGAAAAAGUGAUGAACUCGUCAGGUUUGGACAACCUAACCGAAUUUACACCAUGGUAUGUCAACAGAACGGAUAUCGAGGAGGAAAAUCAGAAACUUUUGUUCGGGAUUGGCAUGGACAACUUCAUUACGCUUUUGGUUUUCGGACUCAUCUUUACACUUGGAGUGUUGGGAAACUCCAUGGUUAUCACGGUGCUGGCCCAUAGUAAACCCGGAAAACCACGGAGCACCACUAACAUAUUCAUCCUCAACCUUAGCAUCGCCGACCUGUCCUACCUGCUUUUCUGCAUCCCCUUUCAGUCAACUAUUUACAUGAUGCCGACAUGGGUUCUAGGUGCCUUCAUCUGCAAGUUUAUUCAUUAUUUCUUCACCGUUUCUAUGCUGGUCAGUAUUUUCACCUUGUCCGCAAUGUCGGUGGACCGCUACAUUGCCAUUGUUCACUCCAGAAAAUCGUCCUCCAUCCGUGUGUCAAAGCACGCUUUGAUCGGAGUGGUGGUCAUUUGGAUACUCUCUUUGGCCAUGGCAGCGCCAGUCGCGGUCAUACACAACAUAUACCAGAGAGACGAGAAUCACACCUAUUGCUGGGAAGUGUGGCCGGAUCAAAACCAAAAGAAAGUCUAUGUUGUUUGCACGUUUGUUUUUGGUUAUGUAUUGCCCCUGUUGCUGAUUUCGUUCUGCUACGCAAAGGUUUUAAAUCACCUGCACAAAAAACUCAGAAACAUGUCCAAAAAGUCAGAGGCGUCAAAAAAGAAGACUGCCCAGACGGUUCUUGUAGUGGUGGUGGUGUUCUGCCUGUCAUGGCUCCCUCACCAUGUGGUCCACCUGUGGGUGGAGUUUGGCAACUUCCCCUUGACCCAGUGGUCCUUCUUGUUCCGGGUGGCGGCCCACUGCCUGGCCUAUAGCAACUCCUCCGUCAACCCUGUCAUCUAUGCCUUCCUCUCGGAGAACUUCAGAAAGGCCUACAAGCAGGUGUUCAGGUGUCAGAUUACCAACUCCCCUCUCAACGAACUCAAGGAGUUCCGCAGCAAGGUGGACAACACACCACCCUCCACCAACUGCACCAACGUCUGAUUGGAGGACACCGAGUGCCAGCUCAACUACGGCCAUGAUGAUUGGUUGUUUUCAAGGGGCCUUCUGAGACAUAUAAUGUUAUGAGAUUCCAUGUUUCGAUUCAGAGAUUGUAUGAAGACAAUAUGAAGAAAACUGGAUAUGCACUCAAGCUACAUAGGUCCACAUCAACGCUGUUCCGUCAUCAGAAUAACGCUACGCCAGACGAUGUGCCAUACUGGACAUACGAUCAUAUGUGUAGUGAGCAUCUCUCUUCCUUUCUCUUGCUCCCUCCCUCUCUCUCUCUCUUGCUUUCUCUCUCGUUCUCUCUGUCAUUAUCACAGGAAGAUUGCUGAGUCUGACUCUCAGGAAUGGAAAGAAUGUGGACUUUGAUAUUUCACUGACCCUCUUCGUAUAAAUCUAAACUGUGAACGUUUGGUAAUUUGCCUUCUUAUAUGUGCAGAUAUUUUGUGCAUGUGCAUAUUGUUGGUCCAUCUUAACGCUAUAUUUAGGCUGUCUUAAGUAGCUAUUGAAAUUAGCGUCUAUAAUAUAGCUUCACUCUACACAUUAAAACCUGAGGUUACUGCUGUGUAUUGUACAUAGUAUCCUAUCAUGGAGUAGUUUUGAAAUGUUAAGCUAUUGCUCUAUUAGAUAUUGCUCAGAAUAUAAAAAAUGCACACAGUGUAAUUUUCUCUUUAAAGUUUAAUAUUUUUUGAAGAGAAAGUUUUUUGUUGUUUGAUUGUAAUGGCCAAUUAUCUUGUUGUGAGUUGCCAAUGUGUAUACAAGGGAAAUGUUGUCCGUAUAACUUAAACCUGUCUUGCCAUCUGUAAUAGAGAGUUUUCAAUGGAGAAAAAACACAUGUUGGGACUUUUAAUGAUAUAAACUAUUUAAAAAUACUAUAAUGUGUAGUCAAUAUAAGCCUACUUUAUCUUAUUUAUUAAAUUGGUGUAUGAUAUGGAAAGCUUAA